Hemibagrus wyckioides is the source of this 4226-nucleotide messenger RNA. It is a transcript of the gene ppp1r18, whose product is annotated as protein phosphatase 1, regulatory subunit 18. Gene Ontology annotation, molecular function: phosphatase binding. The transcript is spliced from 3 exons. The record is from RefSeq and is a predicted model, not a curated record. The coding region runs from base 16 to 2673 and encodes 885 amino acids. NCBI's taxonomy places the organism in Eukaryota, Metazoa, Chordata, Actinopteri, Siluriformes, Bagridae.
GUCAAUGCUGCCGGAAUGGAAGCAACUCCUCCUGGAGCGAAAGAGAAGAGAGGAGGAGGAGAAAGAGAAAAGACAGCAAAAGGAAGAGGAGAGACUGGCCAGCAUGCCAAUGAAGGAAAGAGACAAAGAGAGAGCAACUAUGAGUGGAUAAGUGGAGAGGAAAAAGAGAAGUACAAUAAGAAAGAAGACAACAGAAGUAAAUGGAGAGAUAGGGAAAUACAGAUGGAAAGAACAAGAGAGAGAGUGAUAAGUAAAUGCAUGAAGGAAAGAGAGAGCAGUGCUGAGAGAGGAAGGAAUGUAGGGGAGAGAGAUGAUGCCUGCUUCCAUCUUAUUUCUGGUAUUCGUACCAUUAAAGCAGAAAACAUCAUCAUCAUUGAGAAAAGAAAGAAUCAACAAGAAAAGGUUGAGAGGGAUGAACAGAGAGAAACUGAGGGGGGAAAGAAGCAAGGUAUAAGGUUGGACCUGAAGGAGAUUCUGCCUGGUGGAGAAAAUGUGACUGAGAUCUGUGUGUCAGAUGUACUGAUCAUCAAACCAUCUAUAAAGGAAGAAAGGAGCAAGAAAGACAGGAAGCGAGGGAAUGAAAAUGAAAAGAAAACGACAUUAGGAGAGGGCGAGGAAACAGAAUUCAGAAGGGUGAGCCAGCUGAUCAGUAAAUUUGGUGAGAACUGUAAACUUCCCUGCAGGUCUAAAAGCAGUGAUUGCUUCAUUCUUAUGGAAAUGGGGUGUGAAGUGAAAAAAGAGGAGAGAAAAAAGGGGGAUAGAAAAGAGGAGUGUAGAACAGAAGGAAGUGCGAAUGUGUUUCGGGGAGUACCAAAGCGUUCAUUUAGUUUCUCAGAGCAAGUGAGUAAGGAGAGACAAAUGUUGGAGAGAAGUCAUUCUGAUCGGAGAAGAAAAGAGAUUGAAGGAGAGGUGGAGAAAGAGGAGAAGAGAAAAGAAGAGAAGAAAGAAAGUGGGCAUGAGGAAGUGAAUGAGAUAGAUGAGAUCUUCAUUUUUAAAGGAGAGAUGAAGAGAUUCAGGGAACAGAACAACCAAAAAAGUGUGACAAAGAAAGACAAGAUAAGUGGAGUAACAGAAAAAGAGAUGGAGGAGAUACAGAAGGAAAGAAAUGAUAGAGAAAAGCAAAGAAAACUCCAAAAUGAAUCUCAGAAGAUUGUGAAAUGUGGACAGGAAGUGACACCAGUUACACAGUCCAUGGUAAAGUUCUCAGAUGAGAAAGAAUCACAAAGCAACAGAGAGGAGCGAGGGAUGACCUGGAGUGAGGCAGAACAUCACAGAGGAGAAAUACACAUCCCUAGAUCUGUCUUUUAUGGGACCAGUGAGCAGAGCUUCUCAAAGAAAGACAGGGAUGAAAUAAAAGAAGUGGAGAGGAUGUUGAGCUGGAAGACUGGAAGACCUUUGACCAGAGUGGAGUCUCUAAAACAGAGACUAUGGCAGAAAAAGAGAGGAGGAACAGAAGGAGGUGAUGAACAAGCAAGAAAAGCUGAGAUGGAGAGCAGACAGGAAGUGGCCUCACCGCAGUCUCUCAGUCAGUUUGACGUCACAAGGGAAGUAAGUAAAAAGGAACUUCCUGUAUGUGUUCCUUCUUCUCUCUCAGCUGAACGAGGACCCUCAGGUUUCAUAGAUCGACAUGACGGACUGAUACAAACACCAGCAAAAGAAAAAGAACGAAAUGAGGAUCUGCUGGGGGAAGGCUAUAUCCCUCCGUCUCAAUCUUCAUCCCCUUCUAGUUCUCCAUCUCCUCCUCUCGGCCACUCUCAGCCUGCCAUGAGUCGGAUCUACAACAACCUGAAGCCCGUAAGCUCCAGGACUGGUGUGUGUAUCACCGAGAGGAACUUAGGCGUCCAAACACACAGUGGAGGAAUGAUAAAGAUCCGAACUGGAGGACAGUUUGCAGGUGGGCCUCUAAAAAUCCAGACAGAAUCUUCAUUGCAAUCGGUGCAGCGUGAAGUGGAGCAGCUUCAUCUGAAGGAACAGGAAGUCCAGAAAAAAAAUGAUGGAGAGGCAUCGCAGAAACAGAACCUGUAUGAUACAUGCCAGCACCAAAGCAUUGAGAUUCAAAAAAGCCAACCAUCCAUCUUGAAACCUUCUUCAGAAACGAGGGUACAGACUCAACUUCCGCAAAUCAGUACUUCCAUGACAAAGAGCAUAAACAUUCAAACAGAGCCAACUGUCAAAACUCCAGCUACUCCUCUCUUCACCAUUCGGAGUGCCUCUGGAGGCACGGGAAAGAGAGGCACCACCUUUACGAUCACUCCCAGGAAAUCAGGCUCCUCAGUGACACCUCCAUCUUCUAUCACAGCUCCGAAAGUGCCUUCCACUUCCAGCACGACUUCUAAAGCACCAAGUACCACGGCAGAACUGAGCAAAAAACGAUAUCCAACUGCAGAGGAGAUUGAAGUUAUUGGGGGUUAUCAGAAACUGGAGAGAUCCUGCUUGUUGAGGAACCGAGGAUCACCAAAAAUGGUGAGGGUGAGUUUCGAUGACUCUGGUGUACAUGUGUGUACAUACCCACCGGAGGCGUCUGUGUUCGGAGAGGAGGGAAGCAACGAAGACUGGAGGGGACCAGAUGAGAAACAAGAAGAAAAGGAUGAAGAGUGUAGUAUGGAUGAAAUAAUUGGAGCAGGAAGAGGAAUAAACAGAGUGCUUCGAGUGGAUGAGUCCUGUAAGCGUUAAUCACCAUCACCUGGACCUGGACCUGGACUUGGACUUGAACCUGAAUUUUUACAGUUUAUUAGCUGACCGGAUGCGAUUAGAAUGCUGCCUGUACAUUUUUUAAAAUUAAAUAACAGUAUCAGAAAUAGAAUAUAAUUAUAAAGAGUUUUGUGCGUAAUCAUUUAUCAUUAAUAAGUUAAUAUAAUCCAGUACAGCUUUUUCAGGUUUACAUAGUGCUUUGGUAGGUUUGUUUGUUUGUUUAUUUGUUUGUUUGUGGGUAAACGUUAAUGCUGCAGUAUUUCUGAUGUAAUUUUGGCUAAUUUUGUUUUGUAUUAUGGUCCAAGAAGCUGGCUUCAAAUAAAGAUGUAAAUAAAAACUACUAGUUCCCAGCAGUGGGCUUUCCGUUUGCUUCUGAGUAUUAUACAGCAGUCCCUGAUUCGGUCAGCGUGGAUCUGCCUGGCUGAUGCCUUUAGUCUUCACUCAGGUCCCAACAUUUGAAAUACUCAAAGUUUUAGUAAACUACUUAACAUUAAAAUUAUUUUAUACUGAAUGCUCAGCCAAAACCUUAAGUGUUUACUGUAAAUGAAACCAUUACUGAUGAGGGAUUUAGUGGCCAACAUGGCCAGUAUCCAAAUGAAUAAUAUACAUGGCCAUCCACUGCAGUCUCAGUAAUGAACAGGUCCAAUAACUGCAUUGUGGCAGUUUAAAGUCCUUUAAGCAUCUAAGGUGGUAAAGACUCUGCUGGGCCUUCUUCACCAGGGUGCUGAUGACUAGUCCUGUGUCAUGUGAACACCUAGGUACAGGAAACUGUCCACUUUCUCCACUUCAGUCCAGUUAAUUGUAAGUGAUUGGUAGUUCUUCUCCUGCUUUGUGCUGAAGUCCACUGUCAACUCCUUUGUCUUCCUGACCUUCGAGAGGAGAUAGUUCUCCUGAGACCUGUCUCCAGGUUUUUAAUCUCCUGUCUCAUAAUUAUUAGAGAUCAGCUGUGUCAUCAGCACAGUCAUGGAAGUGGAGCUGGAAGUGGCCACACAGUCAUAUGUGUAGAGUGAAUACAGCAGGGGCUCCAGCGCUGAGGGUGAUGGAGGGUGAGACAUGUUUGCCCACCUGUACUGCUUAUGGUCUUUCAGGAAUUUGGACAUCUAUUAGCACAAGGACAGGUCCCUGAGGUGAGCAAUGGCAUCCUCUUUAGAGCAGUUGGGAUAGUAAGCAAUUUGUAAUGGGUCAAGUGUGUUAGAUAAUGAAGUGUAUGACCAGCUAAGGGGCGAUGGACUGGAGUUUUUUCAGGACAAGAACAGUAGUGGACUGUUUAAAGCAUGUGGGGAUUACAGACUGUAACAGACCAGGGAGAGGUUGAAUAUCUCAGUGAUCAUCAGUACUAGCUGGUCACCAUGGGUUCUCAGGACCUGACCUGUGAUGUUGUCUACUCCUGCUGCUGUCCUGGUGUUCACUCCCCUGAAUACCUUCCACAUGUCAGUAGCAGGUAACAGGAGCUGUUUGUGCCUCUGUAACUGUUUGCAUGUUUAACUUGUGUAGGGACUAGCACUAAAAUUUGCUGUAAAGCCAAGAAUGUUGAA